AUGGGGUUGAGUAUGAAGCAAGUCUCCGACGAUGAUAGCCAGGUGUAUAACAACUGGCUACCGCCAUCCGAAUCUCCGAAGCCGGCUCAGUCUAACAAGCGAUCGCACCAGCAGCUGCAGCAGCCAGAGCCACUCAACUGUCCCAGAUGCAACUCAUCCAACACCAAAUUCUGCUACUACAAUAACUACAACAGAACACAACCUCGCCAUUUCUGCAAAGCCUGUAAACGCCACUGGACUAAAGGGGGCACUCUCCGAAAUGUCCCCGUUGGCGGCGGCCGCAAAAACAAGCGCCACAAGCCAUCUCAACCAGCUGCCACCGCCGCCACCACCAAUCCACCACUGCAAAGUUCAUAUCAGAAUAUAAACAGCUUUCAUUCUCAGCAGCCAUCUUUUCUCAGCAACGAUGAUAGUGCAUUUAUAUAUAAUUCCGAGAGUUUCAUGAACCAUCAGCCAAUGCAAUUUUCUUUUUCGGGGUGGAAUUGCGAGAAGAAUAAUCGUUCGUUGAAUUUGAAUAAUAUUGCUACGUCUUAUCAGAAGCUCGAGAACAUGGAUAAAUCGGUGAUUAAUGAAGCGUGGGAGUUCGAGGUUCCAGGUAUUGAAAAUAAUGUAAAUUCGUCGAGUGUAACGGAAUUGGGGAGUUGCAGCUACUGGAAUUGGAAUGAGUUUGAUAGUACAGUGGGUGAUUUUAGUAUACCUAACUGGGAUGAAACAGAAGACAUCAAACCCUAG
Daucus carota subsp. sativus is the source of this 732-nucleotide messenger RNA. Its product is annotated as dof zinc finger protein DOF2.2. Gene Ontology annotation, biological process: regulation of DNA-templated transcription. Gene Ontology annotation, molecular function: DNA-binding transcription factor activity; DNA binding. NCBI's taxonomy places the organism in Eukaryota, Viridiplantae, Streptophyta, Magnoliopsida, Apiales, Apiaceae. Bases 1 to 732 code for a protein of 243 amino acids. The transcript has a single exon. The record is from RefSeq and is a predicted model, not a curated record.